Messenger RNA from Coffea arabica (coffee), 2832 nucleotides. RefSeq lists its product as uncharacterized. Lineage: Eukaryota; Viridiplantae; Streptophyta; Magnoliopsida; Gentianales; Rubiaceae. The record is from RefSeq and is a predicted model, not a curated record.
AUGGCAAUAAACACAGCUCCCAUGAAAAUUGCUACCAAAAUGAGUCGAAAGAUCACUGAGAAAUUAGAUUCCUCCCAGAAUAGAUCAGUAAGAAGACCCACUUUAAAAGAGAUGCAAGAAAGGGAGUACCCUUUCCUUGAGUCCGACUUACAAGGAAUGUUUGAUGAUCUUUUCAAGGAGAAGCUCCUUGAACUUCCCGACAUGAAGCGUCCGGAGGAAGCCGGUCAAGUCAAUGAUUCGAAUUAUUGCUGUUAUCACCGCUUGAUUGGUCACCCUCUCACUAAAUGCUAUGUCUUUAAGGACAAAAUUAUGGAAUUAGCCCGCCAAGGAAAAAUCCUUCUUGAGGAGGAUAAAGCAUCGGCAAACCAAACAACAAUAAUAUUUGGGUCUGUGUGUUGUCCGAUAGAAGUUUUAUCCACAACAAGCAGCGCUUUGUCCAAGGAGCUUGAAAAAUCCUCAAUUGAAGAUGUUAUUGAAGAUGACAAUGAAGGAUGGACUUUAGUCACUCGGAAGAAGACUUGCAAGCCAAGAAUAAAGAAGUACAUCUUUUCGAAAAGCAUUCAUUCGACAAAGCCAAAACGCAUUCAAGAGGUUCGGCAGCCCGUGACACUGAGAGAAUUUAUACCCAAGGGGUAUUUAAGUGACGAUACCGAUGAUUUCACUUCUUGUAAUGUCGUCAAAGUUGAAAAUCCUCAAGUCACACAAAUUGGCACUGAAUUUGAGAAAAAACUCAAAGUCGAUGAUAAACCACCGGUGGAUUGUGCAACGACCAUCAUUUUUUAUGAUAAUGAUUUAACUGUUGAGUUCAAGACCCACAAUCGACCUUUGUUUGUUAGUGCAUAUGUUCGAGAACAAAAGAUGAGUCGGGUACUCAUUGAUGGGGGAUCUGCUGUCAAUAUCAUGUCCGUACGUGCUAUGAAAGAGUUAAGAAUCUCAAGUGAUGAACUCUCCCAGAGCUGCCUCAUGAUCCAAGGAUUUAAUCAAGGAGGGCAAAGAGCAAUUGGUCUCAUAAGGCUUGAAUUGCUCAUUGGUGAGCUGUCUUCAAGUGCGUUAUUUCAUAUCAUUGAAGCCAAAACCUCUUAUAACAUGCUUUUGGGAAGACCCUGGAUUCACGAGAAUGAAAUUAUACCAUCGACUCUGCAUCAAUGUUUCAAAUAUUGUCGAGACGGUAUUGUUAAGAAAGUUAUUGCCGAUAACAAACCUUUCACGGAAGCCGAAACUCACUUUGUCGAUGCCAAAUUUUAUCUUCACAAAGAAGCAAAAAGAAAGGAAUCGGUAAGGGAAGAAAGUCAAGAUUCCAAAGUACCCAUUUGGCGGUAUACUCCAAGAUCAAAGAGAGAAGAAGGUCAGUCUUCUUUUAUCAGAAAUGACACAUUAAAUGUUCCGCUCACCAAAAUAGAGCCUGUUAAAAUUGAGAAGGUGAGCUUGCAAGGGUUUGUUCGUCCCAAAGAAGAACCGGCAGUGGAACAUUACUCGCUACCAACUAAUCGGACUCAAGAAGGUUUUGAUCCAAACGCCUAUAGACUUCUUGCUAAGGCGGGUUAUAACCCAAAUGAGAAGAAUACAUUGGGCAAACUCCCUCCUGAAGUGACUGGCGAGAGGACUCACGGAUUGACACCUACGCAAAAAAUGUUGAAAGAAAGGGGUUAUAAUGUUGAAAGUUCAUCGAUGGGUCUUGAUUAUCAACCGCCCUCUCCUGUUCGUAUAAUGAUCAAAAGAGCGAGUUGUAACUAUGUGAACGAAGAAAUGGAGGUCACAAGCCGAAAGAGAUCUGUGUCCGACCGAUUGGGAAAUAAGUCAAAACGUACUUCUGUGUUUGACAAACUUGGCCCGCAGCUGAAAAAUCUGAAGUCGCCCAUCUAUGAGAGAUUAAGCAGUAAGAAACAAGAGUAUCAAGUUGUCAGGGAAGAAAGUCUCGCUCCAAUAAAGAAGAACAGACCAAGAAAGCGAGUCUCCAAUUUCUUCAUGCACUAUGGAGACUUAUUCAAUGUAAGAAUUGAAACCAUUUUUGAAGAACAGGGUCAAGAAAGUACGGCUUCCUGUCACCAUAUUACGAUCAGUGAUCUUGAAGAAGAAGAAGAAGAUGCAGAUGACGCUCCCGCUGAACUUGAACAAGGGGUAAAAAAUACGGUUGAUGAGCUAAAAGAGAUUAACCUUGGCACAAGCGACGAUCCUCGCCCGAUUUACAUAAGCUCUUGUAUGACUCCUGAAGAAGAAAAAGAGUAUGUUGAUUUGCUGCUCGAGUUCAGGGACGUCUUUGCCUGGAAUUACUCAGAAAUGCCUGGUUUGGAUCCAAGGGUCGCCGUUCAUAAUUUGUCCGUCAAGCGAGGAACAAAACCUGUCAAGCAAACGCAAAGGCGUUUUCGGCCCGAAUUGAUUCCUCUGAUAGAAAAUGAAAUAAAUCAAUUAAUUGAAGCCGGAUUCAUACGAGAAGUAAAAUAUCCAACAUGGAUUUCAAGCAUCGUCCCUGUAAGGAAGAAGAAUGGGCAAAUUCGAGUUUGUGUUGACUUUCGAAACUUAAACGAGGCUUGCCCUAAAGACGAUUUUCCUCUCCCCAUCACAGAAUUGAUGGUAAAUGCUACAACCGGGCAUGAAGCACUAUCUUUUCUCGAUGGAUCGUCUGGCUACAACCAAAUACGUAUGGCGCCCGAGAAUGAGGAGCUAACUACCUUCCGCACCCCCAAGGGAAUUUAUUGCUAUAAAAUAAUGCCGUUUGGCUUGAAAAAUACUGGAGCGACAUAUCAAAGGGCAAUGCAAAGAAUAUUUGAUGAUAUGCUCCAUAGAAAUGUGGAGUGCUACGUUGAUGAUCUUGUGGUGAAAUCAAAGAAGUGA